UUAGCUGCAUUGAGAUCUCGAGUACUGCAGAUGCUCGCAAGCAAGCGCUACACCGCUAAUGAACUUGAAGAGACAAUUAAGCCGAAAACUUCAGCUUUGAAAGCCAGUUUAAUUGCUUUUUUGGAAAAAGUUUCCAUAAUUGAUCCUGACGGCUCUGGAAAGUUAAUUUGUAAGGAUUUAAAAAUUGAUAAAAAGGCUGAGUCGUUUCAGAAUUUACAGAACAAUAAAAUCGUUAGUGAUGGUUCUACAAAAGAAAGUUGUGGAAAAAAAGAUUUAACAUUCGCGUUGCAGUGUCAAACUUCUCACGAUUCAAAUCCUACUGCCGCUGCCGGCACUGAAGACAUUGAUUUAAUUAAUAAACAGCACGAAAAGUUCUUAGCUGAGCAGCGUCCCAGCGAGACCGUAGAAAAGUAUAAAACCAUAGAAACACCCGAAAUCUUUCAACAAUACUGCCAGGAAUUUAAUUUGAAGCGCCAGCGAUACUUGGAGCUAAACGCUAAAUUGAAGAGCAAUCGCGAGGAUUUUGUUAAUUUGAGCAACCAACUUCAAGAUUAUCAACAAAGCAAAAAAACUGAUAGUGAAGAGUAUUUGCUGUUAAUGCGGUCCGUCGUGGAUUUGUACAAGAAACGCGCAAAAGAUCUCGUGAGUUGGGAAAAUGAAUAUGAAGAUUUAAAAAAUUCUUUAAUUGAAAUCAAAGAAUGUGUUAACGAUUAUCUUCUAAAACAAUAAGCUUUAAAGCAACUCUUUAAU
This is a messenger RNA of Zophobas morio, 750 nucleotides long. RefSeq lists its product as uncharacterized. The coding region runs from base 31 to 729 and encodes 232 amino acids. NCBI's taxonomy places the organism in Eukaryota, Metazoa, Arthropoda, Insecta, Coleoptera, Tenebrionidae. The transcript is spliced from 6 exons. The record is from RefSeq and is a predicted model, not a curated record.